Panicum hallii is the source of this 1482-nucleotide messenger RNA. Its product is annotated as probable protein phosphatase 2C 5. Bases 97 to 1257 code for a protein of 386 amino acids. The record is from RefSeq and is a predicted model, not a curated record. Lineage: Eukaryota; Viridiplantae; Streptophyta; Magnoliopsida; Poales; Poaceae. The transcript has 11 exons. Gene Ontology annotation, biological process: protein dephosphorylation. Gene Ontology annotation, molecular function: protein serine/threonine phosphatase activity.
GGGGCACCUCCGCCUCAGACGCACGAUUUCGCGUGCGGUGCCGCUCGCCUCUUAUCCCUCCCCGGCUCCAGCCUCCGCGCACGAUCAAAUCGAAAAAUGGCGCUGCUGAGCCCGCGCGUGCCGCGGCUGCCGCCCUCCGCCUUCACCGCCGGCGCCGUCGGCGGGAUCCGGUGCUGCGGCCGCGGCGCGCGGUGCCAGGCGGCGGCGGCGGGCGGCGUGGCGGCCGCGGGCCCCCCGUCCUCGGAGCUGGAGGCCAUUCGGUGGGGCAGCGCCAAGCUGCAGGGCGCCCGCGACGAGAUGGAGGACGAGGUCGUGCUCCGCACGGGCUCCCUCCUCGACGGCUUCUCCUUCGCCGCCGUCUUGGACGGCCACGCCGGCUUCUCCGCUGUCCAGUUCCUCAGGGACGAGCUGUACAAGGAGUGCGCGGCCGCGCUGGACGGCGGCGCGGUGCUCAGCACUAAGAAUCUCGAGGCCAUCACGGCCUCCAUCCAACGUGCCUUCGCCGCGGUCGACGCCAAGCUCACCACCUGGCUUGAGCAAAUGGACAAGGACGACGACUCUGGCGCCACGGCUACUGCCAUGUUUCUCAGGAACGAUGUCCUUGUUGUUUCGCACAUUGGGGACUCUUGCCUGAUGAUAUCGCGCGGUGGAAGACCUGAAUCUUUGACGAGCUCUCAUCGACCGUAUGGGAACAACAAAACGUCACUUGAAGAGGUCAAACGGAUCCGGGGAGCAGGUGGAUGGAUUGUUGAUGGGCGCAUAUGUGGAGACAUUUCUGUAUCUCGUGCUUUUGGGGACAUAAGAUUUAAGACACGAAAGGAUGAGAUGCUGGUCAAAGGUGUUAAAGAAGGAAGGUGGACUGAAAAGUUCAUCUCACGAAUAAAAUUUAAAGAGGAUAUAAUAGUCUCGACACCUGAUGUAUCUCUGGUAGAGCUUGGACCGGAUGUGGAAUUUCUUAUAUUAGCAACUGAUGGUCUUUGGGAUUACAUGAAAAGCUCUGAAGCUGUAGCAUUUGUCAGAGAUCAACUACGUCGACAUGGUGAUGUCCAGUUGGCCUGUGAGGCACUUGGUCAGAAAGCUCUGGAUGAACGGUCACAAGACAAUAUUAGCAUAGUCAUAGCUGACUUGGGGAGGACAAACUGGAAGGCGUUGCCCGUGGAAAGGCCAAACUUGUUCUUGGAACUAAGUCAAGCAGUUGUGACUGUAGGGGUUGUCGCCGUAGGAAUUUGGUUCUCAUCGCUGCUUACAUUACAGUAGGACUAGUUCUGUUCAGAUGUGUACAUUACUUAUUGAGUUACAUCUUCUGCUGGUAGCUGCAAAUACAUGUAUAUUCUUAUAGGUCGAUUAAUAUAGCGUAAUCUGUUGUAUAAUGGUGAACGGGUGAAGUACUGAUGAAGAUCGUAUAGUUCAUCCUGCUGAUGACAGCUGAGUGGUUUGAGUCCAAUGCGACGGAAUGAAUGAUUUGUCCUAGAUUUCCUUUUC